Messenger RNA from Diabrotica virgifera virgifera (western corn rootworm), 1338 nucleotides. RefSeq lists its product as uncharacterized. The record is from RefSeq and is a predicted model, not a curated record. NCBI's taxonomy places the organism in Eukaryota, Metazoa, Arthropoda, Insecta, Coleoptera, Chrysomelidae. The coding region runs from base 1 to 1338 and encodes 445 amino acids. Gene Ontology annotation, molecular function: zinc ion binding; nucleic acid binding. The transcript has 2 exons.
AUGGAGAAGUACUUUAGACCUGAUAAACUAGAGGCUGAUCCAAACUCCCAAACUUCCGCCAAAGAAUUUAAACACUGGUACGAAACAUUUAAGAAUUUUUUGGAAAGCAAUAAAUCUACAGAAAAAUCGCUAGAAGAUAAAGACAAGUACAUGCUUUUAAUCAAUUUUGUCUCACAUUCAGUAUAUGAUUACAUAAGCGAAGCAAAAACAUACAUUUCUGCUACCAAAAUUUUGGAAGAAUUGUAUAUUAAACCUACAAAUGAGAUUUACGCAAGACAUAUUCUAGCUACAAGAAAACAACAAAUAAACGAAUCUAUAGAUCAGUAUGCUCAACAGUUAAAGCUUUUGGCUAAAAAUUGUAAUUUUAAAGCAGUUUCUUCAGAAGAAAAUAAAAAUGACUAUAUUCGUGAUGCUUUUAUUAAUGGUCUCGUUCAAUCUAAUAUACGUCAAAGAUUACUAGAGUUUAGUUCUUUAUCUUUGGACGAAGCAUUAUCUAAAUCUAGAUCUUUAGAAGAUUCUCAAAAACAAUCUGAUACAUAUCAUGCAGCAUUAAAUAAUAUAGCAUCUUGUAGUCAUCCAAAUUCAGAACAAACUACUUUAGCUUCUGUUCAAACAAAACCUGGUCAGACUUGUUAUUUUUGUGGACAUCCAAGACAUCCUCGAUCUGUAUGUCCAGCAAGGGCUGCGAUUUGCCAAAACUGUCAUAAAAUUGGACAUUGGUUUAAAAUGUGCAUGCAAUCAAAGAAAAGUCAAACGAGAUCAACUUAUGCAUCUACAAUGGUAAUCGCUUCUUCAAUGGAAACACCUCAAUCGCUUUCAAAAUGUAUAGCCAAAGUAACAGUUAACCAAAUUGAUGCCAACGCUUUAAUAGACACUGGAAGCUCAGAUACUUUUUUAGAUCAUGAAUUCGCCAUUGAAAAUAAGCUUAAAAUUUUUCCAAUACAAGGGGUCCAAGUUUCUAUGGCAUCUAUGUCAUUCUCAGCUAAUAUUCAAGGCUAUUGUUUAAUAAACAUUCAGGUUGAUAAAGAAAAAUAUGAUCAAACAAAAGUUUUAGUUUUAUCCAAUCUUUGUACAGAUGUGAUUUUGGGUCAAGUUAUUGUGAAACAACAUGAAAGCUUAGAAGUUAAAUUUGGAGGACCAAGAAGACCUCUUAAGAUAUGCUGUCUUACUGAACCUAAAAUUAAGACACCUUCGUUAUUUUUAACUCUUACCAAUUCUAACAGUGGUUACAUGGACGCUUCGCCAGUGAAAGCUACCCACAGAAACUCAUCAGCUACCCAUAGAGACAUCAGCAGUUGGCCCAAUUUGGGCGUUGCCAAAUUUGUACCUCUAAACUAA